Molecule: messenger RNA, 620 nt
Organism: Octodon degus (degu)
Lineage: Eukaryota; Metazoa; Chordata; Mammalia; Rodentia; Octodontidae
Gene: Cfl1
Product: cofilin 1
Exons: 4
Biological process (GO): actin filament fragmentation; actin filament severing; cell motility
Cellular component (GO): cytoplasm; actin cortical patch; lamellipodium
Molecular function (GO): actin filament binding
Source: RefSeq, a predicted model, not a curated record
AAGCCCGCCCCGCCCCUCAUUGUGCGGCUCGUACUAAACGGAAGGGGCCGGGAGAGGCCGUGUUCAGUCGGGUCCCGGCAGCAGCUGCGGCGCCUCUUGUCUUCUUCAUCUCUUUUUGCAGUCUCUCUUUCGCUUCCGGAAACAUGGCCUCUGGUGUGGCUGUCUCUGAUGGUGUCAUCAAGGUAUUCAAUGACAUGAAGGUGCGCAAGUCCUCAACACCAGAGGAAGUGAAGAAGCGCAAGAAGGCGGUGCUUUUUUGCCUGAGUGAGGACAAGAAGAACAUCAUCCUGGGGGAGGGCAAGGAGAUUCUGGUGGGGGAUGUGGGCCAGACUGUGGACGACCCCUAUGCUACCUUUGUCAAGAUGCUGCCAGACAAGGACUGUCGCUAUGCCCUCUAUGAUGCAACCUAUGAGACCAAGGAGAGCAAGAAGGAAGAUCUGGUGUUUAUCUUUUGGGCCCCUGAGUGUGCACCCCUUAAGAGCAAAAUGAUCUAUGCCAGUUCCAAGGAUGCCAUCAAAAAGAAGCUGACAGGGAUCAAGCACGAAUUACAGGCAAAUUGCUACGAAGAGGUCAAGGACCGCUGCACACUGGCAGAGAAGCUGGGCGGCAGUGCCGUCAUC